Messenger RNA from Cuscuta campestris, 5675 nucleotides. Lineage: Eukaryota; Viridiplantae; Streptophyta; Magnoliopsida; Solanales; Convolvulaceae. The record is from the annotation of a GenBank genome assembly.
GGGGAAAGAGAUUGUUUUGGGUGGGAGAUCAAAAAAAAAUCUGCGACCCUUUGUGGGAAAAAAGGGGAUCUUUGGAAAAGAAUCGAUUUGUGUGGUGGUGACACGGAGACUCCGAGAGUGGGAGAAUUUCUUGAUUUUCCGGCAACUCCGGCUUCUUUUCCGGCGAAGACUUAUGCGUCCGGACAGAACCCAUCCCUCUCAGAGAAGCACAGAGGAGAUUUCCGAUUGACUUUUUACCGUCUGGAUCUUCUUCUGCUCGAAUGGAGCGGAACAGAGAGGCUAGGAGAGCAAGUAUGGUGGCCGCUCCAAAUGGCCUUUCGAGACGGCGACACAGACCCAACAGUCUCCGAGACUCCCCUGAUGAAGAUGGACAGGUGGAGUUUUCCGAAUCGGCGAGGUUGAGGGAGAGAGUGAAGAAGGAUCGAGAUCGGGAGAGAAAUCGGGAGAGAGAUAGAGAGAGGGAGAUCGAGCGGUCCAGCCGGAGUAAAAGGCGGAGGGGCGAUAGGUUGAUUCACGGCGGCGACAGUUCACAGGAGAGUAACGAUGAUGAGGACUACGAGGAUGAAGACGGAAACCACCAGCAUCCGAGCAACGGCGGCGGUGGCGCGGCCAGGUCGGUGCCUCCGAAUCCUCCCGCUGCUGCCGCCUCCUUUCAGAAUCAUCACCACCAGAGCAGUAGCGGCAACCACCACUACCCGCACCACCAGCAAAAUCAUCUUCACCACCAUAAGACCUUUCAGCCCAGCAGCACAAAUGUUCUCAGGACAUCACCUGUGUGGAAAUCCGGCGAUGAAGUGAUAGGGAUUUCAGUCCCAAGAAAAGCCCGAUCAGCCCACACAAAGAGGUCUCACGAUUGGAUUUCGUGCACUGCCACCGCUGCCAACGGUGGUGGAGUGGGAAGAGACCAAAAUCACCGCCAAACUUCAACUUCGCCGGUGAGACAAAGUCUUCCAAUGUCCCCCGCACCUCCUUUGUCCCCUACUUCUUCCAAUGUGUCUGGCCGGAAAAAGAUUAAGGCAAAUGGGUCAAAGCAGAGGCCGCCAAAAACAUCAUCAAAAUCCACAUCUUCCAACCGGGAGGAGCUGGAGAUAGAGAUUGCCGAGGUUUUGUAUGGUUUGAUGACUCAGUCCCAAGCUCCUUCGAAGAAAGAAAUUGUUGCACCUAAUGAUUCUGCUGAAAUAAACAACAGAUCUAGCGGCGAUGCUGUGUCAUCAGCUGUUUCCAAUUCUCAGUCGCCUGCAAUCUUGCCUAUGAAUACAAACUCCUGUGCAGCACCCUUUUCAGCUAUUGCUCCGAAGAGGAAGAAACCCAGGCAAGUUUCUGAGAAUCAGAGCAGCCCUAGCAUUAGGAGCAGCCCUUCUUCUGCUUCAGCAAAAUUGCAGAACGAUCAGACUAUGACAUUGAAGGCAGAAGCUUCUUCUCCUAAUUCGGAAAAGAUGCCAUUUGAAAAUGGUGGUUCUGUGUAUGCUUUAACCAGUCCUCUCAUUUCACAAGGUAAGGCUAUGUCAGUAGAUCGGGUUCUGGAAUCGGUGGUGGAUUCUGAGGCUAAGCCAGCAGCAGGAUGUGAGCCAUCACCAAGAGAAGACCAUGAAGCAGCCAGAAAGGAGGAUGCCCACUUGGUGAAGAUGGAUUCAGCUUCUGUUGCUGUAGAAGUUAGUAAUUGCGAGGAUUCAGCUGUGGCGACUACUGCUACAACCUGCAAACCUUCAGCCGUGUCUGAUGUUGAAACUCACAGAGAGAAGAUCCAGAUUGAUCUGAUGGCUCCACCUCCACCUUUAAGAUCAUCACCUGAAGGAGAAUGCAAGGUUGAUUUUUUCUCCACUGUAGAACACAAGAGAAAUUUAUCUGAUUCCAUCACUGAAACGAGGUUGGAUGAUGGGAAGGUGGGAAAGGUUGAUCAGCCGACUGUGGAAGCUGAAGAGAUGAAAGCUAGAGCUGUGGUAGAAACAGAACCCAAAAAAAGAAAUGAUGGCAGGGGACAGGGUAGUGAUCUUCAGCUUAAUUUAGAAACACCGGAAAGGGAUAGUGUGUUUGCCGACAACAAAUCACAACAGUUAGGGGCAAAAACUAGCAAAGAACAGCAAAGUAUGGUUAUGGAAAAACCUGUUUUAGGUCAAUCAAGUACUUUGGCUUUGCCAAUGUCCAUACCGAGCUGGUCUUGCGGGCUUCCUCCAUUGGGAUAUAUGCCACCACUUCAAGGAGUUCUAACAAUGGAUGGAAGCACAAUUCCCUCAACGCCAUUGCAGCCAGUGUUUUCUCAACCUCGGCCAAAAAGAUGCGCCUCACAUUGUUACAUUGCAAGGAAUAUACACUUGCUCCAACAGUUUAUGAAGAUGAACCCGUUCUGGCCACCAGCUGCGAACCCUGCUGCGUCUUUGUUUGGAUCCAACCUUAAUGUUGUCCCUGCGGCUGAGUUUAAUGGAAACAUUGUUGGGAGGGGUGGAAGUACGGGGCUGGAUAAGGGGCAUGGACUUGCCAUCUUCCCUGGUCUUGGCAGCAAAGAUAAAUGCUCCCAAGCAUCCAACAUUCCAGAUCCCGUCCAGAGAAACCAGCAGAUUCUUUUGCAGCAACCAUUACCACCCCCUGUUGCACCCAAUAGUCUACUGCCCGGACACACAUACAUCAUUCCGUUGAACCAGCAGCAAGCUGCUCCUCUUCCUGGUGGGGGUGCUGCAAAGUCCACUGCAGCCAUUGCCCGGUCGCAUGUGCCUUCAAGUGCAACUAAUUCUGCUGUGGGUGGUGUUGGAUCUGCCACGGCAGCGGGUGGGAAUCAUGCCACCACUAGUUUCAGUUAUCCAAAUGUGCCACCUAAUGAAACACCAUAUCUGGCAAUCCUACAAAACAAUGCCUACUUUCAGAUACCAGCAGUGGGUGCACCAUUGAAUUACAGAGGAGGGCAUCCACAGCCAUUGCCGUUGUUCAAUGGUUCUUUCUAUUCCCCUCAGAUGAUCCAUCCGGCGCAGCUUCAGCAGCAGCAUCCGCCAACAAACUCUCAACAAUCCAAGCAAAUGCAACAAGGUCAGCCAAAUGCCAGCUUGUCAAGUGGUUCCUCGUCGUCCCACAAACAUCUGCAGAACCAGCAGAAGAGGCCCCAAGGACAUGGUGCCCCCAUCAAUGGCAACAAUGGAAAUGGAAGCCCACUUCCCUUUCCUGCCUCAAAGAGCCAUACAAUUCAACCCCAACAUCUACAGAAUCAGAUUAUACACCCACCUCAGUCCCGUCACAUUGAGAAUGAGUUGUGUGGCGAAGAUAGCCCAUCCACUGCUGAAAGCCGAGCACGUCCACCAGCUAAUGUAUAUAACCAGAAUUAUUUGAUGCAGAUUCAUCCUUCCAACUUUGGUGUAAUGGCAUCUUCAGCCACUAUGGGUGUUGUACCUGCCCCUACAAGCAGCAGUGGAAAUAACAGCGAGAAGCAACGUGCAUUAAAAACUGGACUGGAAUCAAUGCUGCACCAGCAUUUUGCAAUGCCAUUUGCUUCUUCUAUAAGUAGUGGGGCUUCUGCUCCUGGAAAUAAUAUUUCAUCCGUAGCGCAUAAUCAGGCCAUAUUUCAGACUCUGCCUGAUGCUACCAGGCAAAAUUUUCCGAUGGUUACAGGGGCUGCUGCUCCGCAGAAGAAAAGCUAUGGAGAUGGCAGUAGGGGUGGGUCUGGAGAUCCAACAGCCUCUGAUGAGAGAAAGGUAUCAUCGUCAGGCAAGGCUCCUCCAGCUAGUGCCAGACAGUCUAUGGCGCUCUCAGGGUCUGACCUUACAGAUGUUUCUGCCUCCUCUAAAAUGACGGCUACCACUAAUGUAAGUCUUGCAUCUGGUGGCCCGGCUUGGACUGCACAUGCUGUCAUGCCAACUUCUGCUGGGCCUCCCCUUUCGAAAGCCAAGAUGAACGCCCAAUAUCAGAAGCAGUUGUUCCACCAACUUCAGCAACAGCAAUUUGAGCAGGCUCAGCAAAUUGUGCAACAGAAGAAAUUAGCCGCAAAUGCUGCCCAGAGUAAAGCCCCUCAUACUAGUAAUGGUACUGUUCCUUCUGAAUACUUGACGUCAUCUGCUGCUCCCCCUGCUGGUGGGUCUAUGUUCUCGAACUCGAUCUCUGCUUUUCCACAAAAUCUUGUCCAGAUCAGUAGCAAUAAUAGCAGCCCGUCUCGGUCUCCCCAAUGGAAAAGUUCUGCUGCAAGAGCUUCCACCUCCCAAGCGCUGUCUUCUUCUUCUUCAUUGGUGGCUCCUUCGUCAUCUGUCAAAAACCACACUCAACAGCAGCAGCAGCAGCAGCAACUAAGGGCGCAGCAGAAUCACACCCAGAUAUCUUUUGGGGCUAAUCACAAGUCAACAUCGCAAGGGCAACAUCUCCCAAACAGCGGUCAGUCCCAGUCAUCAACAAUGAUGGCUGGAUCUCCAACAACCUCCUCUAUCUCAAAGGGUGCCGCCGCCAGUGGUAGUCCAAGAACAGCCACCUCUGCUUCCAUGAGCAACAAGACUGACCAGACUCCAUCACAACAGGGGAAAUCAUCUAUCCAAAUGCCCAACCAGAAAUCAUCCCCUGCAGGUGGGAGGAGUGUUCCUUCGAUUCUCGGAAACCAGCACGCUAUUCCUUCAACCUCAGGCUGUGGAAGUAAUAAAACUCAAAUGCAGCAGCAGCAGCAUUUGCCAAAAGGUGCACACCAAUCCCAACUCUUUUUCUCAGGCUCUUAUGCGCAAACACAAUCUACAAACCCAAGUUCUGCUUCUGCCACCAGUGGGUAUUUUGUUCAGAGAAGACACCCGGAACAGCAGCAAGCUCAACACCCACCGGGUUCAACAAUGCCAACAUCAUCAAGUAGUAUGUUAACUAUGUGUCCUGUUUCCCUGGGCAGUGGGGGGAGCACACCCAAUCAUUCAAAAGCAACUGCAGCUUCCGCUAAUAUGAGAGGCACCAGCUUGCCACCACAAAACAUCCCCCAAUUUUCAUCCCACUCAUCUGGGAAUCAGCAUCACAUUUUGCCUGCUGGUUUCUCUUAUGUCCAGCCUGCUCAGGUGAAGCCGACGGAGCAAAAACAGCCUGCUGGAAAUGAUAAUUUGAAUGCAUGCUGGCAGCCUGAGAAGAGAUGAGUAUGUGUAUUGACACAGCCUAUGAGGAAGAACCAUCGGGUGAAUCCCACGGUCAAGGACCCACCCAAGCUGGAAGCGGCCCCAUGGACUUGAACGUGGGCCAUAGAAGCCCGCAAUGGAUGUGAAUGUAUGUAUGUACACCGUUGUCUCUAGUCCGAUGGACCGAACGACGGGGAUGUGAAGCUGACUGCGAUUGCGCGCUGGUUUCUGCUGGCUGAUGCAUUAAAAAAAACAAAAAGAUGACUUGUAAGAAAAAUGAUCAUUGUUUUGAAUGACUAGAAGGAAAGAAUUUUAGCCAAGGAAUUAGAAGAAUGUCUGUUUAAAUAUCCUGUUCUUUCGGGUGUUAGCUUUUAGCCAAAGAUCUGUUGUUAUUCGUUAUUUUUUUUUCUCCCUUUAGGAGUUUUAACAGCAGAAAAAAGGUAGUAGUUUCUUGACAGCCUUGUUUUGAAACUGUAUGUAUGUAUAUGCAAUGUCUGUUUCUCUCUCUCUCUUUGAAGCACAGAUAGUUCCAACCCUUAGAUCUUGAUAUGGUCAACCGGGUCAAUUCAUCUUAAGGCUGGCAAUAUCCUGCAAAACAAGAAAUGAAUUUUUAAACAUUUU